AUGGGCAGGGGCAGAGCAAAGGGAAAGAAGCUAUCCUCAACCAGCCAAGACGAUCCUGGGAGUGGUGAGGAAGAAAAAAUCCCGCAACAGAAAAGAAGAGGAAGGCCACAGAAGCUCCUUAAAGAGGAGAUGGACGAGGAAGAAGCCCAAAAGAAUGAAGAUGACGACAGCGAGAACACACUGGAUGGUGACGUGAAAAGCAAGUCCCCACUGGUUGGGAAGAAGCGAGCAAGGACUGCCCAGACAAAAGACAAAGCAGCCGACUCAGUGAAGGAGGAAAAUGGGAAUGGAACGAGCACUGAGGACAAGGAGUCGAACAAACCGAAUGGCUUCCGGACAAAUGGGAACCGGCGAAAGAACAAGCCUCACCGCGCUGCCGAGGCUGUUGUUGAGUGCAACUGA
Andrographis paniculata is the source of this 402-nucleotide messenger RNA. RefSeq lists its product as uncharacterized. The record is from RefSeq and is a predicted model, not a curated record. NCBI's taxonomy places the organism in Eukaryota, Viridiplantae, Streptophyta, Magnoliopsida, Lamiales, Acanthaceae. The coding region runs from base 1 to 402 and encodes 133 amino acids. The transcript has a single exon.